CCCACGUAGUUGGGCUAAACUGUUUCUCGGAAACUUCAUGUGAAGCAGUCAUAGGGAACAAAGAGUAGAAGAAGAAGAAGAAAAAUAAGAAGAACGACCGUGAGCUGGAAGAAGUAGGAACAUGAGCAUGGCUGUGGUGAGUCCUAUGCCUGCAACUGCACCACCACAGAUGAAUCCUACGAGCAAGUUUCGUGAUAUUGGGGUUCCUGGAAUCAUGAGUAGUAGGAGAGAAAUUGUGAGUGAGCCUAGUUCUCCAAGCAUGCUUAAUGAUACACUCUAUGUUGCUGUGGCAAAAGAUGUGAAAGACAGCAAAUUAAAUCUCAUAUGGGCAAUACAAAAUUCUGGAGGAAGGAGAAUUUGCAUCCUUCAUGUUCACGUGCCAGCACCUAUGAUCCCUAUGAUGGGUGCUAAAUUUCCUGCAAGUGCACUGAGAGAACAGGAAGUUCAAGAUUAUCAUGAAAGGGAAAGGCAAAAAAUUCCGAAGACUAUGGAUGCCUAUCUUUAUAUCUGUCAAAAAAUGGGGGUGAGGGCAGACAAAAUACUCAUUGAAAUGGAUUGUGUAGAAAAAGGGAUUGUAGAGCUCAUCCACCAGUAUGGCAUACAUAGGCUUGUAAUGGGAGCAGCAUCUGAUAAGUACCAUUCUAGGAGAAUGGUAUCCCUCAAAUCUAAGAAAGCUAUAUAUGUAUGUGAACAAGCUCCAGCUUCUUGUCAUGUACAGUUUGUCUGCAAUGGGUACCUCAUACACACAAGGGAUUGCAGAUUGGAUAGAGGGAAUGUAGAGGUUGUAUCUCCUUCUGUGCUGCAAAUGGAAAACUCUGAAGUUGGGCAUUCACCUAACAUUGGAUCCCCAUCCUCAGUGGCAGGGCAAAAUCGUUGGAGAAAACUAACUAAUCCCGGACAAGAGUUAUUUCGUAGAGUUAGGACUAUCAAUGGUGCACAUCGGAGGAGAACUGGAUCUGUUUCUUCUUUAGAAGGGUACUUAACUCCUCAGAGAAAGUUUGGUAAAGAAGCAAGUUGUGAUGAGUUAGAUGAGCAGUCACGGGGGAGUCCUUCAGUAUUCUCAAUGUGCUUUGAGAGUUGUUCGGUUGAUCCAGAAUUGAUUCCGGAAUUGAAUGACUUUUCUCUGAAUAAUAAGGAUCUUCAUUCACCAUCACCAAGUGUACUGGAUGGAGGAAUGGAUGAUGCUCUCUAUGGUCAACUUGAACAGGCAAUGGCCGAGGCUUGGAAUGUUAGGCAAGAUGCAUAUCAAGAAACUGUUAGGCGUAUGAAAGCAGAAAAAGAAGCCAUUGAUGCUAUACGCAAGGCUAAAGCCACUGAAAACUUGUAUCAAGAAGAGCUAAAACUAAGAAAAGAACAAGAGGAAGAAGUACAGAAAGCAAAUGAAGAACUUGUUAAUAUGAAGAGUCACAUAAACAAAGUUAAUGAGGAACUCCAACUUGCCUUAGAUCAGAAAUUAUCUCUAGAGAAUCGAAUUGCAUCUACUGAACUUAAUAUAAAGGAGUUGGAGCAGAAGAAUAUAUCUGCUGAUGAGUUAUCUCAAAAGUACAUGGAUGAACUAGAUGAGUUACAAAUGCAACUUGAUAAUGCGUUGAGAGAGGCUGAGGAGUUAAGGAGAAAACAAGGGGAAGCCUCAAGCACUCACUGGCUUCAACCCUUCUCAGAAUUCUCCUUUUCAGAGAUUAAAGAAGCAACAAGAAACUUCAAUCCAUCCCUUAAGAUCGGACAAGGUGGAUACGGAAGUAUAUUUAAAGGUAUCUUACGUCACACUGAGGUGGCUAUAAAAAUGUUGAGUCCUGACAGUACCCAAGGUCCAGAGGAGUUUCAACAAGAGGUUGAAAUAUUGAGCAGGUUGAGGCACCCCAAUCUUGUGACACUUAUAGGAUCAUGCCCAGAAUCCUGGACCCUUGUCUAUGAGUAUUUACACAAUGGAAGCCUUGAAGAUCGUCUCAACUGCAAGGAUAACACACCUCCGUUGUCAUGGCAAACUCGAAUUCGCAUAGCUGCAGAACUCUGCUCGGCUCUCAUCUUUCUUCAAUCAAGUAAACCUCACAGCAUAGCACAUGGUGAUUUAAAACCAGGCAACAUUCUCCUUGAUUCAAACCUUGUAAGCAAGCUCAGUGACUUUGGAAUCUGUCGUAUAUUAUCUUGUCAAGAGGGUUCAAGUAGCAGCAGUACACAGUUUUGGAGAACUGUUCCAAAGGGAACUUUUGUGUAUGUGGAUCCUGAAUUCCUUACUUCUGGUGAACUCACACCAAAGUCAGAUGUUUAUUCCUUUGGAGUCAUUCUAUUGAGAUUGAUCACUGGGAAACCUGCUCUGGGAAUAAAAAAUGAAGUGGAAUAUGCAUUACAUAGUAGAAAGUUGAAAUCCAUCUUGGAUCCAUUGGCUGGAGACUGGCCAUUUAUGCUAGCUGAAGAGUUAGUUCGCUUGGCUUUGAGGUGUUGUGAGAUGAACAGAAAGAACAGACCAGAUUUUUAUCCAGAGGUUUGGAGAAUACUUGAACCAAUGAGGGCUUCUUGUGAAGGCAUUCAACUGGGUUCUCAAGGAAAGUGCCAACCUCCACCAUAUUUUAUUUGUCCAAUCUCUCUGGAAGUGAUGCAAGAACCACAAGUGGCUGCAGAUGGUUUUACUUAUGAAGCUUGGGCUAUACGUGAAUGGCUGGAAAGUGGUCGUGACACUUCACCAAGGACAAAGUCUAAGUUAGCACAUCACAACCUUAUUCCCAACCACUCUCUUCGCCAUGCAAUCCAGGACUGGCUUCAAACUCAUUGAUCUGCAAGCUUGUGUUUUUUCUCUUUGCUUCUUCAUUGAUGAAGUUGUGAUCUCUAGGAGAAUAGAUAUCACUAUAAUGUUUGUUUUUGUUACACAUUUUUAAAGCAUGUAAACAACAUUUUUAUAGCGUACAUGUUGUAUAGGUUGUGCACAUUUUGAGUUCUUGUAAAAAGGUUGCGUAUGUAUAUAUGGUUAAAUACUAUCUUUAUCUUAUGUGUU
This is a messenger RNA of Vigna unguiculata (cowpea), 2989 nucleotides long. Its product is annotated as U-box domain-containing protein 33-like. Gene Ontology annotation, biological process: protein phosphorylation; protein ubiquitination. The record is from RefSeq and is a predicted model, not a curated record. Lineage: Eukaryota; Viridiplantae; Streptophyta; Magnoliopsida; Fabales; Fabaceae. Gene Ontology annotation, molecular function: protein kinase activity; ATP binding; ubiquitin-protein transferase activity.